Molecule: messenger RNA, 3299 nt
Organism: Actinia tenebrosa (Australian red waratah sea anemone)
Lineage: Eukaryota; Metazoa; Cnidaria; Anthozoa; Actiniaria; Actiniidae
Product: guanylate-binding protein 6
Molecular function (GO): GTP binding; GTPase activity
Source: RefSeq, a predicted model, not a curated record
AUGUAAAUUCGCAUUUAAAGGAUGACCUGCAGAAGCGAGAAUAACCAUUUGUUCAGUACUUAUUACACGGUGUAGUGACUUUUAUCAGUUACUGACCUUAUUAUUACUACUAUCCAGUCCUGCAGAGCUCGAGGGUUCCUCUGGAUACCCGGCCUACAGCUUUUAUGAUCUUUUAGUUGAAUGGGCUAUCCUGUUUAGAAGAAUAGUUAAAUAUGGCGUCACAUUCGAUACCUCUGUGUCUGCCUGACAACUGCUCAUGGAACGAAUACACCAGCGAGUACGAGAAACGAGGAAAGAGUCGCAGUACACUCAAGGUCAUAAAUGCAGCGUUAAGGAAACUAAGAAGCAUCCAAGGUCACGUGUGUGUUGUGGCUAUUGCAGGGCCAUGUAGGAAAGGCAAGUCCUACAUCUUGUCUAAAGCGUUUACUGAUAAGCCAAUCUUUCCCUUGGGACACCUAAUGGACCCAGAGACUAUGGGACUCUGGAUGUAUGUUGUGCAGGAGAAAUUCAAAGACGCGAAUGGAGAAGAGUUUACUGUGGUGUUGAUAGAUUCUGAAGGCACUGACUCAGUGCUGUCCAUGAAAAGAGAUGAUGACGUCAUCUUUACCUUGACAGUCCUUCUCAGUAAUAUACUGAUUUACAACUCAUCUUCAGUGCCCAAGAGAAGUGACUUGGAAGCAUUGGAUCACGUGCUUAAAUUGUGUCAGCGGAUCCAAGUGUUCUCGGGAAAGAUGACUACCCCCAAGCAAGCCCAAAUGGUCUUCCCGUCAUUUCUUUGGCUUUUAAGGGACGUCAUAUUACAAAUUCCCAAAGACUGUAAUGAUGUGAAUGAUUACUUUCGUAARAAGGUAUUCAGUGUGGGCUCACCGGAAGCUGGAGAUAAGGUUCAAAAAGUAGCCGACACUAUUUUGAAAUGUUUUCCAAGUUUCGAAGCGUUCGCUCUCCCUUUUCCUUCUUAUGACCCGGGUGUUGUCCAGAAUCUGUCAGCAGAGAGUAACAGAGGUUCUGUCAAUCAAAAAUUCCUCGACGGAGUAGAGGGAUUUAAAGGGAUAUUGAAGCGUAAAUUGGAACCAAAGAAAACCCCUGAUGGAAAAGGCUUCUUGACUGGCGAAGCUCUAGCAAGCAUGGUUGAGACAUACGUCAAGACUCUCAAUACACCUGGUGCUGUACCGUCCAUUGCUGGUGCAUGGGAAAUGUUCAUUGCACAGAAAGGAGAAGAGCUACUCAAUAUAGCAAAGACCUUUUAUUACCACGAAAUAGAAGACGACAUCAGCUGGAGGCUCCCUUGUGAUUCAUCGAAAAUACGCGAGAUACACGCUAAGGUAUUGGACCAUGUAAUAAGAAGUGUUUUCGGGACUGAAGCCAAGGAGAUCCCAGAUGAGAAGCUACAGCAAUACAUUAGUGAACUGACGGCCGAGGCUGAAGACACAGAAAGCUCUUGGCUUCGAGAAAAUACCCACUUGACAGAACAAAACUGUGACACACUCUUUAAAGAACUGAAAGAAACCUUUCUGACACCAAUGAAAUCCAUGUGGGAGGAGUGUGACCAAGGUAUAGCUGAGAAGAGGAUCACGAGCGCCUACGAAGAAGUUAUGAGGAAGUUUAAAAGAGUGUGUCGAGGCUGUGGAGAGCUUAUUAAGAACUACACAAUGCUGUACGAAGAGGAACUUGACAAAGAAAUGAGAGAAGAGAUCAAACUCGUGAGGCAGAUGGGAACAAAACGUGACGAGAUCACUGCAUAUCAAAUCAUGAUUGAAGAACAGCAGUAUAUAAAACAACAAAAUGAAGAAGAAAAUGAGCGCAUCAAAAGCAGGAUACGAGAUAUAGAUCAAAAGAUGGAGGAUCUUGUGCUACAGAACCAGGAAGAGCAGCAUGCUAUCUUCAAGGAAAUGAGCAAAAGGUUAGAGGAACAGAAAGAUGAGCUGCAAUCUCAAAUAAGAGAAAACCAAGUAAAGGCAAAGAUGGAUAUGGAAGGAAUUGACAGCAUGAUGGAAACUCUGGAAAAACACCAGCAAGAAUUGAGAAGAGUAAUAGAAGAACGUGAUGAGACCAUCCGAAGAUUAAGGCAGCAAAACCGCUAAACAAAGCUGACAAAAAGUGAAAACUAUCCCAAUGUAUGUUAGAAACAUUGAAAACUAGAAAACAGGAAGAUUGAGGUUAGGGAAAAAUAUUAAUUGAUCGCAACAAUGGUAGGUGGCUCCUAUAUAAUAGUCUUUAUCGGACCACCCUUUGUACUGUUACUCCAAGUUUACUUGUAAAAUGCCGAGUCACGGCUAGUUUCUCAGUUGUUCUAUUAUAGUUUAUGGGUAUAACGCGAUACUUUCAGAGGCAAGCAAACAAACAUUUUGCCCUUAAGGUAAGGUUUAUACAAUAGAUAUUAGGCAGAUUAAGAUUCCCAUUUUUCCUUUACCUCAAACGGCAAACGUGACCACGUUUUCAUCGUUUCCCUACAUUUCACUUUACCUUUUGCAAACCUUCUCGACAAAGGACAAGUAGUCUUUUGUUUAUAUUUGUGAUUCCUUUUCACUAAUUUUAAAGAAUUUUUUAACGGUCAACUGACGAUUCACGUUUGCCGUAAACGAGAAUCUUAGUCUCUCUAAAAUGACACAUAUCUCUGUAACGUUAAAAAAAGGUAAUCGAACAAACUACGUAGAUGACACUACAUCCAAUUCCAUUUUAAUAAAAACAGAUCUUCGACUAUCUAUCUAUAUAUAUAUAUAGAGAGAGAGAUGAAGAUAUAAAUAUUGGUAUAACCAGACAAUGUUACAACAGAAAUAAAAUACAUCAUGAAGUAAAAUAUGAAGGUUUGACAGCAAUUCUUUACGAGCCUCGAAAACCUUACCCACCACACCUGAUGUGGAGUCGGUUCUGGCAGUGGGCCUGGAUAGCAAACCAUUAAAUACAUUAUCUACAACAUCUUUUCCAUUUUAUUUGAACCCUAGCAUACAGACUUUUCUGUUGAAAGGAAAACAAAAAACUACAAAAGAACAAGUUUUUUUAACCUUUCCUCGAUCAUAUUUUUGAUUAUUUCUGCAAUAGAAUUCAACAUUAUGCUCUUGUGGUUUUUGACGCUUAUUUCACGAGGACACCCAAGGCAUUUAGAGAAAAAUCUGAGAUUUUCUAGUUAAUUAAAUGAGAAACUCAAAAAAUCCCCUGGUGUCAAGUAUUUGCUUUAUACAGGCUAGACAUGUUUGAGAGGCAAAAUACAUCUGUGAUGUGCAGUAUUUGAUAGCUGAAGUAAGAAUGUUUGGUUAACCUCAGAUGGAAGAAUUCUUCAAAAUAAAUAAUUUCAGUCUUUA